AUGGCAUCCUGGGACAAUCGCGAGGUCACCAAGGAGCAUCUUCUCCCCUACGUUGAUUCAAGCACCACCGAGGGCGAUGUUCAAGCAGCUCUCAAGACCUUGCCCUUUGAGCGCAAUAUAUUCAAACUGACAGCCAAUGCGCCCGCCUUCUUUCCCACGUUCAUGAAGCUAUUGACCUGCUCAUGGUCCCCAGACCGCACCUUGCGCUCUCGAGACUGGCAGACCAUCGUCUUGCGAACCGCGGCUACCCUGGAUGCUCCGUAUGAAUGGGACGUCAACGAGCCUGUCGGCCGUGUUUUCGGCUUCACGGAUGAGCACCUGAAGUACCUCCGCAGCGGCGAUUUGUCCUCUACUGAGCUUUUUACAGACCGCCAGCGCCUGGUCAGCUCUAUCGUGGAGGACCUGUGCCUGAAGGACCGCGUCCCCGAGGAAAAGGUCCGUCGCGCCAAGGAGGUUUUUGGCGACACGGGUCUCAUGGAGCUUUUCUUCAUCCAGAGCAUCUAUGCCUUUCUGGCACGGACCAUGAAUAGUUGCAAGAUUGACUUUGACGAGCCUAUUCCUGGGCUGUUGGAUAUUCUGCGCAAGUACAACGGCCCGGCUAUCGAAAAGGAGAACUUGUAUACAGACUGA
Aspergillus puulaauensis is the source of this 630-nucleotide messenger RNA. RefSeq names its product carboxymuconolactone decarboxylase family protein. The record is from RefSeq and is a predicted model, not a curated record. Lineage: Eukaryota; Fungi; Ascomycota; Eurotiomycetes; Eurotiales; Aspergillaceae. Bases 1 to 630 code for a protein of 209 amino acids. The transcript is spliced from 2 exons.